AUGGACCCACUCUUCCCUGCCCAUAUUCUGGAGGACCCCGACCUGCGGAGGCUGCUGAAUGACUCCUCCAUGCUCAACCUGAGCUUCCUCCCCAGUAACUGGUUCAACAACAGCACUGGGGACAGCUUCCUGCCACUCAGCAUCAAGAUCACCAUCGUGGUCGUCUACUCCAUUGUGUGCAUUGUGGGGCUGGUGGGCAACUGCUCCGUCAUGUAUGUGAUCAUCAGGUUCACCAAGAUGAAGACAGCAACCAACAUUUACAUCUUUAACCUUGCUCUGGCUGACACCUUGUGUCUGAUGACCUUACCCUUCCAGGGUACAGACACCUUCCUGGGCUUCUGGCCCUUUGGCAACGUGCUCUGCAAGAUUGCCAUCUCUAUAGACUACUACAACAUGUUCACCAGCACCUUCACUCUGACCAUGAUGAGUGUGGAUCGCUACAUUGCCAUCUGCCACCCCAUCAAGGCCCUGGACAUCCGCACGCCACACAAGGCCAAGGUGGUCAACGUCUGCAUCUGGGCCCUGGCUUCUGUCUUUGGCAUCCCAGCGAUGGUGAUGGGGUCUGCGGAGAACGAGAACAACGAAAUCGAUUGUCUAAUCAAACUCCCCUCCCCUGUGGAUUACUGGGAUCCAGUGUUUGGCAUCUGUGUCUUUCUCUUCUCCUUUAUGAUUCCUGUGCUGAUCAUCACCAUUUGCUACAGCCUGAUGAUCAGACGGCUCAAGAACGUCCGAGUGCUCUCGGGCUCCAAGGAGAAGGACCGGAACCUGAGGCGCAUCACCCGCAUGGUCCUGGUGGUGGUGGCAGUCUUCAUCAUUUGCUGGACUCCCAUCCAGAUCUUUGUGCUGGUGCAGUGCUUGGGUGCCAAGGCAGAGAGUGAGCUGGAGCUGGCCAUCUCCUGCUUCUGCACCGCACUGGGCUACGCCAACAGCAGCCUGAACCCUGUGCUCUACGCCUUCCUGGAUGAGAACUUCAAGGCAUGCUUUAAGAAGUUCUGCUUCCCCACUGCUUUCAGGACCGAGCUCCAGAUGUCCAACAGGAUGUGCAGCAUCGCCAAGGAUGUGGCCUAUGCUUGCAAGAACUCAGAGGGGACUAACAAUCCGGCCUGA
Molecule: messenger RNA, 1107 nt
Organism: Indicator indicator
Lineage: Eukaryota; Metazoa; Chordata; Aves; Piciformes; Indicatoridae
Gene: OPRL1
Product: opioid related nociceptin receptor 1
Exons: 3
Coding region: 1-1107 (368 amino acids)
Biological process (GO): sensory perception of pain; neuropeptide signaling pathway
Cellular component (GO): membrane; neuron projection
Molecular function (GO): neuropeptide binding; nociceptin receptor activity
Source: RefSeq, a predicted model, not a curated record